AUUAGUCAACACAACGUCACUUCUGCUCGGUUCAGGCGGGAGGUUGAAAGUAAAAAGCGCUUCAGUUGGCUGCUAACUAACAUUAAUGUAUAUCCGUAGCACGGUUUAACAUGAUCGUUAGCUAUAGCAGUACUACAAGAGACGAUUCACUCACUCAGUGAAUUAUCCGUUGGCAUUUUAACCUAUUAAGGCUAACAAACAUUAGCUUGUGUUUCAGAAGCAGCUAACCUGGCGUUGACGUGGUUUAUGUAAACUGGAUAAACAAACAAUGGACCGACCACCAAGGAAGACAAAGGUUGUGAAUUACUCUGAAGCAAAUGCCCUCGAUGAUGAUGAUGAGGAUUUUGCUCAGGUUCCACCCAGGAAAAAGGCCAGGGAGGAUGUAAAACAGGAGCGCAAGUCCUCCAGUCAGGAGUCCAACUCACAAUCCACACAGAGCCAGAAGAGCAGAAGACCAUUAGAUGUGAAGUUGCUUGAACGAGAUCUAGAAGCAGCCAUUACAUUGUCCUUGCUCAAUAAUCCGGAUGGGAUAAAGGAACAGUCACCACACACCAGUAAAGGAGAUGUCGUGGUUCAAGUUCCAGUCGAUGAAAACGUAGAUCCGACGUCUUUGCACCUGUCCAACUGCAGCGUCAUUUUGGACCUGGAUGAUAUCACACUAGAAAGGGAGUCAUCUGCCCUAUCGAGACAAAGAAAGGCUGCCGCUAAAGCCGCUGAGGCGCAGAAGAAAACGCUUGCAGAUGAAGAUGACGAUGAAGACUAUAAACCCAGACUGACACCAGAUUCAGAGAGUGAUGAAGAUUUCAGUGAGCCAGCUGAAAGCGAUGAUGAGGAAUUCACAGUGAAGAAAGUCAGCAAAAUAAAAAAGGAGAAAGUUACCAAGCACGAAAAGACCAAACAACCUUCUGCCUCUAAAAAAGAAAAGCAACCAUCAAAACCACCAAAGUCUAAAUCACAGACGGCAGCGAGGAGUCCUGCAACGGCUGAAGCUGCACCCAGAAGACCUCCUUUAUCGUGUACAAUUUCCACACCAGCGAGGAGUCCUCCAACGGCUGAAGCUGCACCCAGAAGACCUCCUUUAUCGUCUACAAUUUCCACACCAGCGAGGAGUCCUCCAACGGCUGAAGCUGCACCCAGAAGACCUCCUUCAUUGUCCACAGUUUCCACAGCGAAACCUGCGUCGCCUCUGAGCCCAGCAGGGGGCAAAACACCCAAGUGGACCCCACCAGCUCAAGUUGGUAGAAGUCCCUCAUCCUCGAGUCCAGCAGUGAAGUCUCCGGGUCAGGGUCUGCGGCUUGGACUGUCCCGCCGCGUUAGAGUCAAACCUCUUCACCCGACUGUCACCACUCACUGACCUGUCUGUGUGAGAUGUGUUGUCAUUUUAGCUUUAUUUUUAAAAGAUGCUUGUGAAUACUCAUAUCUAUUUGGAGACUUUAUGUAAAGUAAAUAUUUUCCUUUGAGGCAUUGGUCACAGAUAACGUUCAGAGAUUGUGCUUUGUUGGCUCUGGUUGUUUGAUUUGUCAUGCCAAUCUCAUAUCAGAACAUAAAUUGUUUCUAAUGACUCCCAGAUUUCUCUGAUGUUUGUGAGUUCGAGAUGAACUGUUGUUGGUAUGACUGGCGUGUGUAAAAGUAAAAAUUAUACACUUUUUGGUCUCAUAACAGUCUCCCAUUUUCCUAUCGUGUGCAAACUAUAUAUUGUGUAAAUAUGCAAAUAAAAUUUAAAACAACUUUAA
Eleginops maclovinus (Patagonian blennie) is the source of this 1733-nucleotide messenger RNA. It is a transcript of the gene rad51ap1, whose product is annotated as RAD51 associated protein 1. The transcript is spliced from 9 exons. Lineage: Eukaryota; Metazoa; Chordata; Actinopteri; Perciformes; Eleginopidae. Bases 269 to 1354 code for a protein of 361 amino acids. Gene Ontology annotation, biological process: double-strand break repair via homologous recombination; interstrand cross-link repair. Gene Ontology annotation, molecular function: single-stranded DNA binding; double-stranded DNA binding. The record is from RefSeq and is a predicted model, not a curated record.